AUGAAGAAUACAUUACUCCAGUCCAAAAAAUUUGGAAGCAGCAUUCGCAAGAAUUCAGAAUCUGAAAGAUCGGAUGAUGAUAGCGUCACAGUGAGGCCUACCACAAUGGGAGGAAGGAUAAGGAUUUGGAAUAAGAUGGACCAAGCACCAUCAACAGAUUCCUCUUUUCUUGGACUUGGUCAUGACUGAGUUUGCAAAGAGAGAGUCAAGAAAAUCAAAAAGAAAAUAAUUGAAAAGGAAAAACUCAUAUCUCGGGCUCUUAAACUAAUCCGAAAAGACCAGAGAAGAUCUCUUUUUGAAAACCAGAAUAGCUUUGAAGAUGCAAUAGUUCCAAUGCAGAGUAACGAUAUUGUAGACUUUCUUUCCCAAGAUAAUAGAAAUAUGGACAAGCUGCACCUUGCAGUGUUGUAUGCUUCCCCUCUCGGAUACGAAGUUGUGGAUAAGACAGGCUCUAAAACAUUCAAAGUCAUCCAAGAACUUAAUUUCCAUAAUGACAUUGAUAAUAUUACGAAUGCUUUAGAAGGAGGAAUGAAUCAGGUGAACUACUCUAUCAGAAUGGGAACAUCUAUGAAUUUUAUAUCUUCAGUCAGUAAAAAUCCAUACGUCCUCCACUUCAUCGGACAUGGGAUAAGCAACCAAGAGAUAAAGGGGAAAUAAAGAAGACUGUCUCGUGCUUGAAAAUGAAGAUGGAUCUGGCCAACUUGUGUCCUCACAGAAACUUAAGAUGAUCCUCGAUGUCUGAAAUUCUAAGCUAGAUGUAGUAUUUCUGUCUUCUUGAUAUUCUGAAAACCAAUCAGAAGUAUUCCUGAAUGCUGGAGCUCAGCAUGUCGUAUGCAUUGAGAGAAGCAAGAAAGUUAUGGAUGAAGCUUGAAUUAAGUUUAGCAGUGUCUUUUAUCAAGCAUUAUUUAAUGAACUCAGAACACCCUGUGAAGCUUAUAAUAUUGCACAACAAACUCUCAGUAUUUCCCAAGGGCUUGAAGGCCAAAGCGCUCUAUUUAUCAUGAAGACAAGGAACUCUAUUGAGGAGCAACACUGAUGUCGCAGUCACAUUCUUUAUAAAGGUGUUACAAGCAGAGUGGAUAAGCUCAGAACCGGAAUUCGGUUUGUGAAAAAUUUACCUUCAAAACCAUGUCCAUUCGUAGGCAGAAAUCAAGAUGUUAGGGAAGUGCUUCAAAUCUUGAAAUUAGGGAAACGAAUCAUUACUAUUACAGGAGAGCCAGGCAUAGGCAAAACAACAGUUGCCUAUGCAGUAAUCCAUUAUCUAAUUGAAAGAGACGAAGAAUUGAUCAAAAAUGGAGUAGUAUUUCUCAACGGAAAUAACUGAGCUUCUCUCCCUACCUGGCUGCAUACUUUCAAUACUAAAAUUAUAGAAUCUCACGAGAGCUUCAGCGCGAACAAACUAAGCAAGAAGGAUACUCUUCAAGUCUUUAAAGAAAUCAUGAAAAAGCUCAAAGAUUUAGACCUAUUACUUAUAAUUGAUAAUGCAGAAAGUUUUCUAAUUUCGAUAAAUGUUCUCAAGCAAUUCUUAGAGAUGAUCUUCAAAAGUUCUCAGAAAAUAAAGGUUCUAUUGACUUCGAAAAUAGAGCCAAUUCAGUAUCUUGGUGGAAUUAUAGGAGUAGAAGAUUCAGUCAUAAGGCUUAAGCCUCUCACAAUUCAAUUCUCUGAAAGACUCUUGUGCGAGAAAGCUGGUAAAAUGAUUCCUAAAGAUGAGCGCCUCAAGUUGCAAAAAUAGAGAGCCAGAACGAAUUCAUGCGGGGUUUAAAAACGGAUACCAACACUUAUUCGGUUACCUUCUGGGAGGGCAUCCGAUUACCAUCUCACUUGCCGCCAACAUAUACUCAACCAGCAACCUGAACCACUUAUAUGAGACUCUAAUAAAAUCUACUAUCUUAAACUCCUUGACUCAAGGAACUGGGGGAGAUUUAGUAGUGAACAAACUGACUCUUUCAUUAAAUUUGUCCCUAAAACUAUAUAACAACAAGAAGAUAUAUGACUUUUUCAAUUUGAUGGGCUAUCUCCCUGGAGGUGCCAGACAAGAAGACAUUGACUCGCUCUGGCAGAGCGUCACAGGUAACACCUAUGAGGAAUGGUUCCCCUUCUGUACCUACCUCGAAAAAGCCUCAAUAAUAAUGCGUAAAACAGUCAAACAAGACAAAAAUGAGAUUGAGAUAUUCCAACUAGUACCUAUGAUCAAGAAUGUAGCCGAAGAGACCAGCAAGGAGACUGAAAAGAAAUAAAAUUCAUAAAAUCGUUACCCAGUAUUAUAUCCAGAUCCUUGAGAAUAUUCUUAAGGAAAAUUCUGUCAGUGGAUCCUCUGAGAAAAAUCAAUCCGUAAUGAACAAACUCUGGUUCUUUGAAAUGAAUAUCUGGGAGUGUGUAUAUAGAGCCCUAGAGAUUAAGAAAAAUAUUGAUUUCUCAGAAAUUGACCGCAACAACAGCAUGUGGAGCGUUGACAAGUCCAGAGAUCCAAGCCCUGAGCGAGAGAGUCGACAGGACCUUGAACGUAUGCAGAAAAGGAGGCUAGAUGAUGCCCUAGAUAUGGAUUUAAUAAAACUGACUCCAAAAGACUCCUCAGAGCAGUUAAACAAUGUGAUUCUAAAUAUCUCUAAGAAUGCUUCUCUCAAAAAUGCAAGCAUGGAAGAGUCUAGUCAAGAGGAUGAUAGUGCGAUUGAAGAUUUACAGCAAAAAUCUAAGCCCUCCCGAGCCCCUACUGAAAAUAACAUGCUCAACCUCAUGAUGAAGAAUAAAGAGAGAAGCAUUAAGGAGGAAGAAGAUGAUAAUAUCUUCAAUGAGAUAAUCAAAAUGGUCAAGCCCCAAAUCAUGCCAAGGACAACUUCCAAUGAUCUUCAAGAUAGCAACGUUCUCUCGUUUAUUGAAAAAUCUGUGAUGCCAAACAAGACCGAUAAGAAAUUGAUCCAGCCAAAACCUAAAGUUAAAAAGAAAAAGGUUGAUGCUGGACUUGGAGAUAACUCCUCUUUUUUAAUUAGAGAAAUGGAUAAAAAGCUUAAACGGACAAUCAAUCAAAAAGUAGCCAACAUUAUUAAGAGCAAUAAGAAGCUCUCUAGUCUCUCAAUGCCUAAGGAAGAAGUCUACGCCAAGCUCUCUCAUAAGCUCAUGGAGAUGCAAGAGCAGCACAAGCUCUACAAAGGGGAUGCCACUAAUGAGGUGUCCAAAAAGGGUAAAACUGUCAAAAAGAUCAACGAUGACAGUAAGAUAAUGAUCCUAUACCUCACUAAUCUUAUCCUCUUCUCUAAAUAAAACAGAUGUGGUCAAGGUCAUUGAAGAGUACGGAAAGUACUUCUAUGACAAAUAACCUCUGUGAAGCAAAUCUGAGGAAACUUAAAGGCCUUGCCCUAAUAAGGAAUAAAUAAAGACACAAGCUUUGAAACCUCCACAGAGGCUAUAAAAGAGUUUCUCUACGCCAAGGUCAUUUUCCAAAAGCAUGAUUGUCACCAUGGAGUUGGCAUCUGAUGAGCAGGUGUUGGGUUCAUCCUAUACGAGAUCUUCACCCAUUAUGUCAAGAAUAAAUUGGCUUUAUUAGACUAUGCAAAAAGGACUUUCAUCGAAAGCCUCAAUAACUACACUCUAAUAGCUCAUGACUAUGGAAUGUCAUACUGAUACGACAUGUUACAGGAUAUUAAGAGAGGGCUUGGCCAGAAUUUCUCAGAGGAAUAUCGAAGAUACAUGACACUUCAAAGCAAAAUCCUAAAUGAUACCGACCUCUCCAAGAGUACUUUCAUUGAGCGUGUUCAAGGAGUCGAAAUGAGCUUGCUCAUCGAAAACAUUAUGGAAGUCACAACUAAAGCCACACUUUUAGAUGAGAACAGAAAUGGGGAUGUUGAUGAAAUGGUCAAAUAUAUCAUAGACAGAAAGAAAAUGGUUGAAUCUGUAAAUCAAGCAAAUGAGCAGGAAUACAACAACCACAUGCUAAACUUCAUCGCAAUAGUUUCAGACCCAGGAAGAGGAGACAGCCAAGUGUUCAUCCCCGUUGUCAACAAGCAGAUGACUGAAGUCAGACAGUCUAUUGAGCCAAAGGAUAGAGGCUCAUUCAAAAAUGUAUUCAACCAAAUCCCCAUGGGAAUUAAGGCAAGGGAGAAGUUCAAGAGUAAGCUCAAGAUUAACAGUCCGAAGAAUUCCUUACAACUUGGAGAAGGAGGGUCCUACUUGAAGUCCCUUACUAGUGUUAAGAAUAAAGUGAGUGUAAACUUCACCGAUACUGCAAAAAAGCUGAGAAUGAAAAGAACAAAAACCUUAAAUUCUGAUGAUCUCAGUGAAGAUUCAAGCGAUUUGGAGUUUUGUCAUAAUCACAGGAUUUAUAGCAAACUUCAGAAGGUCGAAAAGCCAGUUGUGAAAGCAAUUCAAGAAGACUUCUUAACAAAAUUAGAGAAAUCUCGAAAAAGUAAAGAUAUGAACCUUGUAGAAAUAGAGGAAGAGUCUACCAUUCAAAUGGCAAUAUUUAAAAACAAGCAGAGGAACAAUAAGCCUCUAAGGAAGGCUGACAAUGAAUCCAGCAAUAGUCAUAAAGGGAAGUUUAGGAUGAGAAAUUUUGUGAAAAAACUCAAGAGUAAUAGAUAUAACCCAACAAUUACUGAGAAAAUGAAAGGUCAUAUAUCUCCUAACCUUCCCAGCAUUAGUAUUGUCCCAUUAAAGAGUAUGAUGACUGAUAAAGAUAUUGCCAAGGCAGCUUUAAGAGCUGCUGUAAACAGGACCAGUCACCAUAUGUCACUGCAGUAACUACUAUUACCAGAGCCUUAACACUAUUUCAUUUUUAAUAA
Molecule: messenger RNA, 4775 nt
Organism: Moneuplotes crassus
Lineage: Eukaryota; Ciliophora; Spirotrichea; Euplotida; Euplotidae
Source: the annotation of a GenBank genome assembly